AUGCCUAUAAUCAAUGAUCCAUUGUCGUUCAAGAUAGCCCUUCUACCGGGCGAUGCACAGGGAUCGCAACUUGCCUCAUAUGUGGAACGUACCCUGAACUUGAUACAACACAUCCGCCCAGAUGUUGCAAUUCAAAUAUCCAAGCACGACUUUGGGGGCGUGGCUCUAGAAGCUGGCAACCAAAGUGCUCUGCCCGCGUCAACAUUAGAUGCCUGCCUGCACGUCGAUGCCACUAUUGUAUGCGCUUGCGGUGACCCCAAGUACGGCAUCAAGCCAGAGCAGGGUCUACUAGCACUUCGACAAGAACUUGGAGCGUGCGCCAACAUCCGGCCUGUCAAUUUCCCCUCAGCCCGACUGGCCCAACAAAGUUCUUACAGGCCUGAACUCGUUGAAAAGCUUGACAUCACAUUCUUUCGCGACCUCACAGGUGGAGUUUACUAUGGACCUAGACAAGAGGCGGGUGAUGAUGAUACCGCAUACGACACUACACACUAUUCUCGCCAGACUAUCGAAAAUUUGGCAAGAUUGGCGGGCACUUAUGCGAUGAAAUUUACUCCACCAAAACCGGUUCACUCCAUCGACAAAGCUAAUGUUAUGGCUACCUCACGGCUAUGGAGAUCGGUCGUCACGGACGUCUUCAAGAACGAGUUUCCUCAGGUCAAGGUAAACCAUGUCUUGGUGGACACUGCGUCCAUGAUCCUUGCAGCAGACCCACUCAGUUUGAACGGCAUCAUGUUUGCUGAGAACAUGUUUGGCGAUAUCUUAUCUGAUCAAGCGGGAGGAAUACUCAAGUCCCCAGAUAUCCUAGCAUCUGCGGCAGUGUCCACUAUUUACCGGAAGGGUUCACCAAUAUCGCCCGGAGUUUUUGAACCGUUCAACCUCAAACCUCAAGAGAAACUUACGAAUCCUCUUGGUGUGAUACAAGCUGUUGGGUUAAUGCUUGAGUUGUCGCUAGGCCUGGAAGCCGAAGCCAAGGCUCUAACCAAAGCUAUCCGCCGAACGCUGGAUCCUAUCGAGCAAGUCGGAUCAAAUACAAGAACGACGGACAUCGGUGGGACGUCCACUGCUGACGAUUUUAUGGAUACCUUACUACACAACUUUGAUUACUAUCUCGAGGCUUUGAAUUCGGCCGACUCUGCAGGCUCGCCAACCCCAAAUCUAUUACCACUCACGUUCAAUGCGACAACAGAAGUACGACCCAUGGGUGUCAUUGAGAAAAUCCUCACCCAUGCUGGUAUCGGCCUCAAUAAGCCUCACGUCGAAACUGGAGAUAUGAUAUGCGUCAAGGUUGACUGGACACUUACCUCUGAGCUUCUAUGGGGUGGCAUGGAGAAGACAUACGAUCAGAUGGGAAGGCCUCGGCCAUUCCGCAAUGAUAGGUUAUGGCUUGCCGUGGAUCAUAUUGUAGACCCUCGUACGAACCACCAGGCAAGACAGAAAGGCCUUAUCGCCAAGGCAGAGCGAUUCCGUCGGGAAGCCAAAAUCAUUGACUUUCUUCCGGCCAACACCAGUAUCAUGCACACGGACUUUACCCGUGAGAGAGCCCAGCCUGGACGCAUUGUCGUCGGUAGUGAUUCGCAUACUUGCUCAGCUGGUAGCAUGGGAUCAUUCGCCGUUGGGUUUGGCGCUGCUGACGUUGUCAUGCCUAUGGUCACUGGUGAAACUUGGUUCCGUGUCCCUGAAGUUUGCAGGAUCAACUUUGUUGGAAAGCUGCCUUUUGGCGUUGGUGGAAAGGAUGUUAUUCUACACAUCCUGGGUCUCUUCAAGCGUAACACUAUUGCGUUUCAGCGCGCUGUUGAGUAUGGUGGGCCUGGUCUAAAGGAGCUAUCUAUGGAUGCUCGAUUUGCCAUCGCCAAUAUGACGACCGAGUUCGGUGGUAUGGGCACCUGCUUCGAGGCUGAUGAAGAGACAGCAGCUUGGAUUGCACGACGGCAACUUCCAGAGCAUCGAGAUGGUGGUCUUUAUUUCCGUGCUGACCCCGGUGCUAAGUAUAUUGACGAAAGGACCAUUGAUCUCUCUGAGGUUAACCUGACUAUGGCGCUUUAUCCUAACCCCGAUGAUGUGGUUCCCAUCCAGGAAAAAGCCAGCAUGAAGUUGGACGGAUGUUUCAUCGGUGCUUGCACAACCACUGAGGAGGACUUGAUCGUUGGUGCUCUGGUCCUUGAAGCUGGACUUUAUGCAGGCUUGCGGCCAACUCCUCAUGGCAAGCGCCGCGUUACUCCCGGAAGUCUCAUCAUCAUCAAACGUCUAGAUGAGCAAGGCCUUCUUGACGUCUAUAGACAGGCUGGUUUCGAGGUCGGGGCACCUGGCUGUUCUUAUUGCGUUGGUAUCAACGAUGUCGAUGUGGCUGGUGAGGGAGAAGUCUGGCUCUCCUCUCAGAACCGAAACUUCCGAAAUCGAAUGGGCAAAGGAAGUUUUGGAAACAUUACUUGUGCAGCCGCUGUUGCAGCGUCCAGUUUUCACAUGGCUGUUACAGAUCCUAAGUUCUUACUAGACCAGUUGGAUAGUGCCAAAUUAGAGAGACUUGUUAGUGGUAGUCGAUCUAGUGGUCCACAACCAGCUUUGCACAUCAUCGAGCCCAGUCCGGAAGUCUCGUCCAACUCGGUGCCAAAUAUUCUCAACAGUUCAGAGCCUGGUUCACCUGAGAUGUCAGCAAGCUCGAGAGUCAUUCGUUCAAAGGUUCAAAGAUUUGGGGAGAAUGUUGAUACUGAUGCUGUUAUUCCUGCUGAAUUCAUGCCUGGUGUCGACAAUGCCGAUCUAGGAAGUCAUUGCUUUCAAUACUUCCGUCCAGAGUUUCGAGAAAAGGCCAACAAUGGAUCACGGAUUAUUGUGGCAGAGCACGGCUUCGGAAGCGGCUCGUCUCGAGAAGAUGCUGUUCGAGCCUUGCAGGGAGCUGGUGUAGAGGCAGUCAUUGCAAAAGGUUUCGCCUUCAUCUAUGAACGAAAUCAGUUGAACAUGGGCCUGUUCAAUAUCAAACUCCAGGAUCCGAAAUUUUACGAACUGGUGCAGGAGGACUCGGUUAUUACAAUCAACAAAAACAACAAAAUUAUUGAGAUCGAAGGACACCGUGAGAUCUUUCCUUAUCAACAGUCAGAGAUCGAAGAGACCCUCAUUGAGUCCGGUGGCGUGUUGCCGCUGUAUAGCAGAUUCGGACGUAAAGUAUUCCAGCAUAUCACGUUGCCCAAGGUCAAAACCUCAUCACAACCUUCUACUAGUAUCCCACUUUCGUCUAUAUAA
Molecule: messenger RNA, 3237 nt
Organism: Fusarium venenatum
Lineage: Eukaryota; Fungi; Ascomycota; Sordariomycetes; Hypocreales; Nectriaceae
Source: RefSeq, a predicted model, not a curated record